Messenger RNA from Cynara cardunculus var. scolymus (artichoke), 999 nucleotides. Its product is annotated as protein cornichon homolog 4-like. The coding region runs from base 284 to 691 and encodes 135 amino acids. The record is from RefSeq and is a predicted model, not a curated record. Lineage: Eukaryota; Viridiplantae; Streptophyta; Magnoliopsida; Asterales; Asteraceae. Gene Ontology annotation, biological process: vesicle-mediated transport. The transcript is spliced from 4 exons.
GGGUUCGAUCAUUCCUUCGUCACUCUGCUCCUUCUUUGUUGUUUGAUCAUCGGAAUCCUCCUGUAUCUUCCGGGAAAACUCGCCGGCGGGGAGAAAUACGAUUUUCCCUAAACGAUUCAAUCACCCGGCGAAACUUUCUUCCUCAAUUUUCCGGCUUCCCAAUCAUCAGAUUUUCGUCAAUUCAUCGUAAAUUCUGCAGAAAUUGAUUCCUGUUUCCUCCAUUCUUUUGUUACAAAAUAGGUUAGUAAAUAAUAUAGAGAGAGGAGGAAAAGAGGGAUUUGAGAUGUGGGAUACGCUUGCAUGGCUACUCUUCUUCUUCAUCCUCAUAGCUAUCCUCGUUAUCGUUGUUUAUCAGCUUAUAUGUUUUGCUGAUUUAGAGUUCGAUUACAUUAAUCCGUACGACUCCGCAUCUCGGAUAAAUGAUGUGAUCUUGCCGGAAUUUGUCACACAAGGCGUCUUAUGCUGCUUGUAUCUCGUAACCGGCCAUUGGAUGAUGUUUAUUUUGGCUCUGCCAUACCUCUAUUACAAUAUCCGAUUGUAUUCACGGGGGGAACACCUUGUGGACGUCACCGAGAUCUUCAACCAACUCAAUGGAGCGAAGAAGCAACGGCUUUUAAAACUCGGUCAUCUCAUUUUCCUCCUAUUCAUCACCUUAUUUUGGAUGAUAUAUAAUGCAUUGGAAGAAGAAUAGUAAACCAUGGGAGGAUCCAUAAGUGCAAGAUAGAUGCAUCAAAGGUGAAAGAAGCUCGGGCUCUCGGUGUUUGUGUGGCUUCGAAUAUGCCUCCACAGUAUAGUAAAUACGAGUCGAAGGAAAUAAAAAGUCAAUGGAGAUGGUAAAUAUACAUACAAAGUCAACUUACGUUUUUGAAGAAAAAUCUACAGUUAGGUUUACAUCGUAUUUGUAUUUGUAACGCGACAUGAAAUUUAGUUAGAAGUUAAACACGUUAUAUAUGAGUUCUAUAUUCACAUGUGAAUUGUUACUUUAAAACAAUUGCUAAG